Messenger RNA from Lentinula edodes (shiitake mushroom), 470 nucleotides. RefSeq lists its product as uncharacterized. Lineage: Eukaryota; Fungi; Basidiomycota; Agaricomycetes; Agaricales; Omphalotaceae. The transcript has 4 exons. The coding region runs from base 73 to 417 and encodes 114 amino acids. The record is from RefSeq and is a predicted model, not a curated record.
CUCAGAGGAGAUUUGUUCAUGACGAAGGGGAUCAUACGUGCCUGAGGAGAAGACAUUUCGUGGGACUUGGUCAUGGAAGUGGAUCCACGCAAGUUAACGGUGAUCAGGGCAAACGGAAGUUGGGUAACACCUGGACUAGUGGAUGUUAACUCUCAGCUCGGGAUUUUGAGCUCACCCACUGUUCGUGGCUUAGAUGAUUUGGGCUGCAGAAAAGGCCCCAUCCUGUCAUGGCUACGGAGCAUCGAUGGACUUCAUACCCGUGACAAUGCUUUCGAAUUAGCUUUGGUUGCGGGAGUCACUUCUGCCCAAAUCCUCGCUGGAACUUCGAACAGUAUAGGUGGUCAGGCUUUUGUGAUAAAGCUCCGUAGAACCACUGAAGGUUCACCACUUUCAAUGGUCAUCCUCCUCACGAGCUAAAUGCUACAGGCUUUAGUAAAAAGAAACCCUCGGUAUAGCGACAUUUAUUGUAA